AUACAACAAAACCAAGCCAUGUCGGAUUUCUCACCACAGCCAAUUAGUCGCAGCGCGAGCCCACCCCGAGGGGAUGCAGACCAAUUCGUCCAUUGGAAGCCAGAAGUUGGCGUAGCUAACCCUCCGUCACGACUGUAUCAUAAGAAGUCAAGAUAUGGUUGCCAGCAAUGCCGAGCCAGGCGCGUUAAAUGUGACGAAGUCCACCCUCUAUGCGGAAGCUGCCAGCGGCAUAAGGUGUCUUGCAAUUAUGCAAGGCCCGGGCCAAGUAGAUCAAAUGAAAGCUCGGCCUCCACCUCCAGGGCUAAGAUAGCCAACGACGCGACAGUUUCUGCGAAAGAAAACCCCCAUGCAGAAAAACGGCGCAUGCUCGAGCUAAAACUCCUUUACCUGUAUAUGACUAACACUGGAUGGACCGUUUCCAUACCAUCGAGUGGAUCUACUAGUGAAAGAUCGCGGGAAAUAUGGGUCUCAGAGAUGCCUGGUCUAGCAUUGAAGCAUGACUCGCUCUUAUAUUCCAUAUACUGUAUAACCGCAAUGCAUCUCUCUAAGACGGAGCCUCUAAACGUUGAGGCUUUAGAAGCAUCCAACACCUAUUUCGGCCAAGCCAUCCGAAUUCACCGGCAUGAGGUUAGCCAGCUUAAUAAAUCCAACGCGGAUGCGGCCCUUCUUACAGCAUCGGUAAUUCGUCUUUGCGCUCUCGUCCUAUUACAGGACAGGGAGCCCACCCCAUAUACGCCUCCUACAGAAUGGCUUUUGAUAACGAAGGAAGCUGGAUUCGUAUUCGUCGAGGCAUAUCCAUACGUCAAGGAUGACCCAUUGGCGUUAUCAAGGGAAAUUUUGGAUAAUAAUAAAGAAUUAACUGAGAAUGGCGCUGUUUUCGCGGGCAAGAGACCGUGGGAUCUUGAGACCGCCUUCGGCGCCGUUGUGGCAAGCAAGAAACCGUGGGAGCUUGAGGGCCCCUUUACCGUCAAGAAUCCAAACUGUCUUGCCCACCUGCUUGAACGAAACCAAGACCACGAAAGGGAUGAGCCCUGGAAUGCAGAUAUCGAAGAGGUGUAUAAGAAGGUGAUAAGUUUUAUCGGCACAACGAAGAGCGCAGUCGACGCCAAGAAGAACUCUGGAGAUGUUCUGCGGCUGUUGAUCUUGUUCCCAAUCCUAACUCCGAAACUAUAUAUCGAUUUAGUUAGUGAGAAGCAGCCGCGAGCGUUGGUUUUGCUCGCGCAUUACUUCGCGCUUCUCGUGGCAUAUAAGGAGGUUUGGUGGGUUGGUGAUAUAGGACGGAGAGAAAUCAAUGGGAUCCAAUCCGCCUUGCCAGUCAGCUGGCGCCAGUAUAUGAACUGGCCAUUAGAAGUAGUACGGGAGGGGGUGGUGAGGGAGCUGAAGAACCAUCCGAUGUUGAGUUCUCUAAAUUUGGGCUCUAAGAAUCGGUGAUUCUCAUAGCUUGGCUGAAGCUUGAAGUAAUGAUAUUUACUUUCUAAAAACAGCAGAGAUGCAACUUCGGAGGUCAGCCGGGGCAUAGUUGCGCCGACUUAAAUCGUGAGGCGAUAUCUGGGAUGCACGUUGAAGGCGCAGCAGAGUUCGAGCGUGAAGUUGUCGUUUGGAAAUUUGCUAGAAGGUGGAUAUGGGAUUUACGUUGAUGGCAAGCUGUCGAGGAGUGUGCUGGUAAAGGAGGAGAAUCAAGCAAUCUCCGAAAGCGUCGAGAUAGGAGGGGCAGAAAGGGAUAUAGUAGUCUUGAAAUGCCGCAUAUAGUACUUAUUCCACCUAGAAUCCGAAAGGGGGACAUGCAUAGUAACUAGAAUUAAUAGAAUUUAUAGAAAUUAUGAUUAAAAUGAGG
This is a messenger RNA of Pseudogymnoascus verrucosus, 1834 nucleotides long. RefSeq lists its product as uncharacterized. Gene Ontology annotation, biological process: regulation of transcription by RNA polymerase II. Lineage: Eukaryota; Fungi; Ascomycota; Leotiomycetes; Thelebolales; Thelebolaceae. The transcript has 3 exons. Gene Ontology annotation, molecular function: DNA-binding transcription activator activity, RNA polymerase II-specific; zinc ion binding. The record is from RefSeq and is a predicted model, not a curated record. Bases 19 to 1431 code for a protein of 470 amino acids.